AUGAAUGAGGAAGGAGAGAAGAAAAAUAAAACAGAAGAUGCCUUUUCAGGAAAUACUUCAUUCCAAGGAGAAGAAGAAGAAAGUGAAUUUGAGACUGAACAAAUAUCUGCUGUUGAUUAUGAGGGUGAUGAUGAAGAAGAGAUAGAAGAUUAUGAGGAAGAAAGUAAUGAACAGCAAGAUAUAUUAGUUGAAGACGAUCUAAACAAUAACAAGAUUGAAUAUAAAACUGGAGUGCAAGAAUGGCCAGAUGGUUCUUGCUAUAAAGGCGAAUUUUUAUUUGAUUUAAAACUUGGAUAUGGAGAAUUUGCAUGGGACAAUGGUGAGAGAUAUGUAGGGCAAUUUUAUAAAGAUCACCGUCAUGGCAAAGGGGUUUACUUUUGGCCUAAUGGCUCCAAAUUUACAGGUUCAUUUUAUCUUAAUCGUAAAGAAGGCUAUGGGACCAUGGAAUUUAAGGAUGGAAAACAAUUUCAGGGGCUUUACAAGGCUGAUGAACGCUUUGGACCAGGAAUUGAAACCUAUCCAGAUGAUAGCCAAGAUGUUGGCCUGUGGCAUCGAAACCAUAUUAUUAAACUAUGCACAGAAAUGCCUGAGUAUUUCACUAUUUCUGAUUUCCCAGAACUCAGUAUCUAUUUUGAUGCUGAGUCUAAAGAACAGUACAUUUCAGAGGAAAGCAGUUCUAUGUGGGACCUGAAUGAAGAAAAGGAUCCAUUUUUCUACAGCUUCAAACGUCUUCUCCUAAAUGAUGACAGCUAUACGUUGCCUGAUAAUAUGUAUAUAUAUUCAGUUGAUGCAGAUAAUCUUCCUCUUACUCACUCCUUCUUGAAAGAGUUUGAUUUUCAAUAUUUUAAGAAAAGAAAACAUCAGGCUUAUGAAAAACCAUGGCAUAUAACCAACAUAACCCCUAUUCUCGUUAGGAUGCAGAAAAACAUAUAUAAAUAUAGGCAUUGUGUGAAUGACAUAGACUGGAAUGUCAAUGUCAUUAUGGAAGGCAACCGGUAUGGUUUUGGAGCCAAAGGUCCCAAAGAGCUGAUUUCUGAAGAGCUGAUUGAGAAAUCAGCAGAAGGAUCCUAUAAAGGAGCUUAUGAGAUUAUGAGGGACAAUCUGGCCCAUCCAGAUAUAGCAGAUAAGCAUGGAUAUACUGCUCUUGCUGCUGCUGCUAUGAAUUACCAUGAAGACAUCAUCAACCUUCUUCUAGAUGCUGGAGCUGAUGUGAAUAAAUGCAGUGAUGAAGGAUUAUCACCUUUGUCCAUGUGUAUUAUUCAUUAUUUCCCUGCAGAAGCAUUUCAAUCCAAUAUUGCUGAAAGGAAUAUCUUUAGAAAAGAGUUAGAAGACAUCUUUGAAGAAAUAUCUACAGAAUCUAUGCCAUUAUCACAGUCAGGGGUUUCUCAGCUAUCUGAACCGAGUACAAAUACUACCACCCCAUUUUCAACUGGAUUGUUGUCAUUCUCAGCUGAAAAGACAGAAUUUGGCCCAGAUCUUGAAAUUAAGUCAUUGGAAGAAACAGACAAUGGAGAAAAGAACUCUGGAACAAUUUGUGGUAUUCACAACUACAAAAUUAAUGUUUCAUCAGAAAUUAUGCAGCGUGGUGCAGUUGUUCUGAGCCAGCAUAUGUCAAAACCUCACUGUUUCCCAGGCUCUGAGGACACUGUUCAUCAUGAAGGCACCUUAAGAAGAAUGGCAGUAUCACUAACAGAACAAAAAAAGAGAAUGUCUACAAUCAAAGUGCUCCUAAGGAGAGGCGCUGAUCCAAAUAUUUCCAGUAUUCCUAUGCAUGUACUGUUCUUUGCUGUUAAAGCUGCAAAUACAGAAGUAGUGCAAAUACUUCUAGAAGCUGGAGCAAGGACUGACAUACGACUUCCAACCACACUUGGGGGUGUAGCUCCCCUUCAUAUUGCUUCUGCCCUUCCUGGUGGGGAAGGGGUUGAAAUCACAGAAAUGUUACUUCAUGCUGCUGCAGACCCUGAUGUAAGGGCAGAAGAUGAGAACGAUAUAUACCGGCUAGAUAAGGCUUCAUUUGAAAUUGGUGAAUCAGUAUCUCUCAUGAGAAUGAAUAAUGAAACUGGACCACCCAAAAAAUACUACGAAGAAUGUACUAUUGUCCCAGAGGAAGGUGGGAGGACAUCUCUUCAUAUUGCCUGUGAGAGGGAAGACAAUUCUACAAAUGCUGCCAAAGUUAUUCAACAUCUUUUAGAUCACAACGCAAAUCCAAAUGUCCUAUGGAGUGGUCAUUCCCCUCUUUCGCUAGCGGUUGCUAGUGGAAAUGAACAAGCAGUGGCUGAACUUCUGGCUGGUGGAGCUGAUCCAAAUCUCCCUUUAAGCCAAGGUAUUGGAAAUGCCUUAUGUGCUGUUGCUAACCCUGCAUAUGAACAGAACGGGACAUUAGAAAGUAGAAUGGCGCUGAUUAAUUCUCUUAUAGCAGCAGGUGCAGAGAUGUUGAUGCCAAUUACUCUUACUGAUGAGUGUAGAACUGCAGUGGGGACAGUUGUUGACUAUGCAUAUUUCAAAUAUUAUCAGGACAAAAGACUGUUGCAUACUCCCUUUCAUGCUUUGUCACAAGCAGAGAGGGAUACUUACACCUUUCGACGAAAGUUACUGGAUUUUCUCAGUGAUCGGCUACGUGAGUGUGUCACUGCAAAAGAAAAACAGUGGGAAAAAGAAGAAUUUAGGAAGAUCAAAGUUGCUGCUGCAAGAAUACGAAGGAAAUCUGCAAGUGAUUCUAUAGGAAUGUCACCAGAAAUAGAUCCAACAAGAUUACUCAUCUUUAAAUACUGCUACCAAUGUGGGCGAUCUGUCGGUGUGACUCUCACACCUUGUCUACAUUGUUUGGAGAUUUUCACUUGCAGCAAGUCCUGCAAAGUCAAGGUUUGGAAUGAACGGCAUAAACGAGAGUGUUUACAAACAGUGCGACAGCGUAAAGGUAGCAUUAAAGGAAAAGUGACUCAACCCAGAACUUCAAAGGAAGCUAAAGCAAAGAAACAGGCAGAAACCAGACAUAAAAAGGAAGACUUGGAAAAGAUGUCAUUGAAAGAUGUUAGAAGACGACAAGCCCUCGAGCGGGCUAGCAGUCAAGCAGAUCUUCCUUACACUGGGAACUAUAGUUUCAUUUAG
Candoia aspera is the source of this 3108-nucleotide messenger RNA. It is a transcript of the gene ANKMY1, whose product is annotated as ankyrin repeat and MYND domain containing 1. The transcript is spliced from 17 exons. Bases 1 to 3108 code for a protein of 1035 amino acids. NCBI's taxonomy places the organism in Eukaryota, Metazoa, Chordata, Lepidosauria, Squamata, Candoiidae. Gene Ontology annotation, molecular function: protein binding. The record is from RefSeq and is a predicted model, not a curated record.